CAUUGCAAACAGGUGACGCAUUUAUCAAUUUCGUUUUAUGUCAAAAAGUACCUACAGACAAAGAGUGACUAUUAUUUUUAUUUUUCGUACUAAUUGUGUAAAUUUUCGUGCAAAAUGUCUUCAAGGAAAAAGGUUCUUUUAAAAGUUAUCAUCCUGGGCGACAGUGGCGUUGGUAAAACUUCAUUGAUGAAUCAGUUUGUCAAUAAAAAAUUUUCCAACCAGUACAAGGCGACAAUAGGCGCUGAUUUUCUCACGAAAGAGGUAAUUGUCGACGACCGUAUCGUCACAAUGCAGAUCUGGGACACAGCGGGGCAAGAGCGAUUCCAAUCACUAGGGGUUGCGUUUUAUCGUGGGGCGGAUUGUUGCGUCUUAGUUUUUGACGUAACUGCCCCCAACACGUUUAAGUCCUUGGAGAGUUGGAGAGACGAAUUUUUGAUACAAGCAUCUCCACGCGAUCCGGAAAACUUUCCAUUCGUUAUACUAGGUAAUAAAGUUGAUUUGGAUAAUCGUGCUGUAUCUGCGAAACGAGCCCAGCAAUGGUGUCAAAGUAAAAAUGACAUCCCUUAUUUCGAAACAAGUGCCAAAGAAGCUGUGAAUGUCGAACUCGCGUUUCAAACAAUAGCACGCAAUGCGUUGGCGCAAGAAACAGAAGCAGAGCUGUACAAUGAGUUCCCUGAUCAAAUCAAGCUGAAUGCUAAUGAUAAUGGUCGCAACAGGGACGGAGAUAACUGUGCUUGCUAGGUUCCAUACUACUUUUCAACAUUGGCAAUAUACUAGUGUCUCCUUAUUUUAUAUAAAAUUUAUUACAUUAGAGUAUAAUUUUAAUUUAUAAGUAAUAGUUACUCUGAUAUUUUAUAUGUAAAAAAUGUAUAGGUGUGAUCAAUCUUUCACUUUUAUUUUGGCAAUUUAUAUAAAAUACAUGUGCAGUUGUGUAAUUUAGCAUUAUACAUUUAAAAACAAAUUUGCUUUUGUCACAUUUACAAAUUGAUCAUGGCAGUUCUUAUUGUUUUAUUGAAGUACAACUGAAUCUGUUUAGUAUAAUCUAAACAGUAAAUUUAAUUAAAAAUUAAAUUAAUAAAUUUAUGCAUCUGUAGUCAUUAUUAAAAUGAUAACCAAAAUUAAAUUAAUUGUGAUAAUAUUUUCCUAAAAAUGGUAGUGACACAGAAUUAAAAAUUGAUUCAUAUUGAUUUUGUUGUAAGUAAUAAUUUAUAAAAAAAAAAUUGUAUAUCAGAAGAGAAUAAGGUAUUUGAGAAGAAGUGCAAACAAUAAAGUUUAUAUUUGUAACAUUGAAUGGAGCAAAAUAAUAAACACACUUUACUGAAAAUUAUAUGUUGUAGGAACUAUUUGUGUUAAAACUACUUCAAGUCUAUAUAAAGAUCUUUCGAAUACAAAAUUGUGUUUACCGUUUUAUUUUGUUUUAUAGUUUUAUGAAGUUAUAUCAAAAAUGUUUGUUAAGGAACAGAAUGAUUAUUGGAUGGAAGUUAAGUAUGUUUUAAAAAAUCCUUAGUAUAUCAUCACAGUACUAAAAUAAUACUUAUACUAAAGAUAACAAAAUUAACCAGAUUUCCUUAAAAUACAUAUACAUUUUGAAUACAGUUUUGAUAAUAUUUUGAAGGUUUGUUUGCUGAAGUGAAAUGUAAUAAACAUUUGUUAUUUUAUCUAUGUUUUUAUAAUAAUCUGUCAUUAUAAUUGUAACUGUCAUUCUGUAGUUCUUAUUAUUGGAUUAUUAAAAAGUAAUGAUUUUAAAUUAGUGCUACUAUAAACCAUGUUACAUUUUCAAGCAUUUAAAGAUAAAAAAUUGCUAUCAAAAUUUAAAAUGAAAUUUCGAAUGAAAUUCUUUUUCAUUUAUUAUAUAUAUAACUGUUUUGUUUUAAGUUAGUAAAUGAACAAAGUUAACAGUUGUUUUUUUAUAACACAAUCAUUAAAUAUUUCUGUAUAUAUUUGAAUUUUAUAUUGAUAGAUAUAAGUAGUUAAUGGUAAAUAAUAUCAUGUUUACAAAUAAUAAGUUACUCAGCAUUUUGUAAUACACUCAUUAUUUUAAUAAAAUUGCUAUAUAUCAUAGUAAAUAUUGUUACUGGAAUGGUUAUCUUUAUCAUAAAGUUAUAAUAAGGACAUGCAUAUAAUACAGCACCAGUCGUCCAUGCAAAACUAAUCAUUUAGUCAUAAGAUAAUGUGUGUUGAUAAAAUAUUACUCUUAAUACUUUGAAUCAUUACAAUAGCUUCAACUAGCUCUCUGCAUAUGGGAGCUAUGAUUGUGUUUCUUACCUUAAGGUAGUUAUAUCAUUAUGUAUUUUUAUGCUCAGAAGUAACUGAUACGCAGCUAUGGCAGAGCUUAUGGACUAUAAUAAUGAAUGUUGUAGAUCUGCUUUAAAGAGUUUGCAGUCAUGGCCUAUCAUUGAAAUAAAAUAUGCCAUUUAAAUAUUAAGUUGGAAGACAUGGGCAUGUCACAGACCUUGCCUUCUUGUAUACAUGCAAUUGGAUUUCGAAUGAUUGUAUUAAUCCCCCUACUACUUGUUAUUUGGGGGAUCUUAUUGGAUUUUAAUAAACAAUAACUUAAAUGAUAAGAUAUAGUUUAAAGGUAAAGAAAUACGACAUACGCUGUAAUUGGUUGCUUUUAAUUUUAUAUUAAUAAAUAAAAAUCCACAUAA
This is a messenger RNA of Vanessa atalanta (red admiral), 2648 nucleotides long. RefSeq names its product ras-related protein Rab-7a (gene Rab7). Bases 115 to 741 code for a protein of 208 amino acids. Gene Ontology annotation, molecular function: GTP binding; GTPase activity. The transcript has a single exon. Gene Ontology annotation, cellular component: lysosome; phagocytic vesicle; late endosome. NCBI's taxonomy places the organism in Eukaryota, Metazoa, Arthropoda, Insecta, Lepidoptera, Nymphalidae. The record is from RefSeq and is a predicted model, not a curated record. Gene Ontology annotation, biological process: endosome to lysosome transport; phagosome-lysosome fusion.